Molecule: messenger RNA, 1797 nt
Organism: Mangifera indica (mango)
Lineage: Eukaryota; Viridiplantae; Streptophyta; Magnoliopsida; Sapindales; Anacardiaceae
Product: aldehyde oxidase GLOX1-like
Exons: 3
Coding region: 22-1719 (565 amino acids)
Source: RefSeq, a predicted model, not a curated record
CAAAAGCAGGGCCACUAUACAAUGGCCUCGCUUUGCAGAAUCAUUUGUUUCCUUCAACUAUUGCUCGUUUUAGGGUAUGCAGAAAAACCUUAUAAUGACCCUCUUGGGUUAACUGAUUUUAAUGGAAAAUGGGAGCUGGUAUCUGAAAACUCCGGCGUCUCAGCCAUGCAUGCUAUCUUGCUUCCGAAACUCAACAAGGUUUUGAUGUAUGAUGCUACUGUUUGGAGAAUAUCAAAGAUUCCAUUGCCUCCUGAGAAAAUGCCUUGUCGUAUUGCAAAUGAGGCCACCGGCGAACUAGACUGCUGGUGCCAUUCAGUCUUGUUCGAUUAUCAAACAUCAAACUUGACAGCACUCAAGAUUGAGCACGACACAUGGUGCUCCUCAGGAGGCCUCACAGUGGACGGAAACUUGGUUAGCACUGGAGGCAAUGGAAAAGGAGCCAACACUGUCAGGUAUCUCUCCACCUGUGAAAAUUGUGAUUGGAGAGAAUACCCAGUUUCACUUGCGGAUCCUAGAUGGUAUUCAACUCAAGUAACCUUGCCUGAUGGUGGGUUCAUGGUGUUUGGAGGGCGUGGCGCAUUUACUUAUGAAUAUAUUCCACCAGAAGGACAAACCAAUAAGAUGGCCACCUUCCUCCCAUUGCUUCAACAAACUAACGAUCAAUUAAAUGUUCAACCGCCGUUUAUCCUGGAGAAUAAUUUAUACCCUUUUGUCCACCUUUCCCCCGAUGGAAAUCUCUUCAUUUUCUCCAACAAUCGUUCAAUAUUGCUAGACCCUAAAACGAACAAAGUUGUUCGAGAGUUCCCAGUUCUCCCCGGUGGCUCCCGAAAUUACCCAGCAUCAGGAAUGUCUGUUCUUCUUCCAUUAAGACUUAAACUUGGCAAAUCGAAGCAAAUCAAUGCUGAAGUCUUAGUUUGUGGCGGUGCAGCUUGGGAUUCAUUUUAUUAUGCAGAGACUCAGAAGAAAUUCUUGCCUGCAUUAGAUGAUUGCGGAAGAAUACAAAUCACAAAGCCCAAUUCAAUUUGGAAGGUGGAAAAAAUGCCAUCACCACGUGUGAUGGGCGACAUGAUGAUUCUUCCAAACGCAGAUGUGAUAAUUCUUAAUGGUGCAAAAACUGGUACUUCAGCUUGGAAUGAUGCAGAGGACCCCAAUUUGAAUCCAGUUUUAUACAUGCCUAAAGGAUUAAGAGGCCUAAGAUUUAAAGAGCUAGCCCCUUCAACCAUUCCAAGAAUGUACCAUUCAUCAGCAGUGAUGUUGCCUGAUGGAAAAGUUCUUGUAGCCGGCAGCAACACUCACGAUGGUUAUGAUUUUACUGCCAAGUACCCAACGGAGCUUAGGGUUGAGAAAUUCUCCCCACCAUACUUGGCUUCAGCAUUAGCCGGACUAAGGCCAGAAAUAUUGGAAGAGCAAUCAGAGAAGGUCUUAAGCUACGACAAACAAUUCACCAUCAAGAUUAGGUCGAAUGAGCCUGUGCUAAUCAAAGAUGAAGUUAAAGUUACAAUGUAUGCACCAGCUUUCACAACGCACGGUAUCUCUAUGAAUCAAAGGCUGCUUAUUUUGGGCUUGUUGGAUGUGGUUAGCGAUGGCUUGACGCCAAAUGUUCAUAAUGUUAUAGCUAAAGCACCUAUGUCUGGUGCAGUUGCUCCUCCGGGGUACUACCUUCUUUCUGUUGUUUAUAAGGGAGUUCCAAGCGCCGCCAUUUGGGUUCAGAUCAAGUAGAUUCCUGUACUUGCUGGUGUAAUUAUGCAAAUGUAAUCAUAAAAGAAAAAUAAUAAAAGAAAAAAAACUUAUAAUAAA